Messenger RNA from Python bivittatus (Burmese python), 2440 nucleotides. It is a transcript of the gene PARD6B, whose product is annotated as par-6 family cell polarity regulator beta. Lineage: Eukaryota; Metazoa; Chordata; Lepidosauria; Squamata; Pythonidae. Gene Ontology annotation, molecular function: protein binding. The record is from RefSeq and is a predicted model, not a curated record. Gene Ontology annotation, cellular component: apical plasma membrane; nucleus; cell cortex. Gene Ontology annotation, biological process: centrosome cycle; regulation of cellular localization; establishment or maintenance of cell polarity.
AGGUGCGAGCCGCUGCCGCUCUUUGCCCUCGCGUCGCCCCGCCGAGCCGACCUACGGGUUCCCGCGCGGCAUGAACCGGGUCCAGCGCGGUGGAGGAGGUGGCGGUAGCGGGGGAAGCCGCGGCCUCAGCACUAUGGAAGUGAAGAGCAAGUUCGGUGCAGAGUUCCGACGGUUUUCUUUGGAAAGGUCAAAACCUGGCAAAUUUGAGGAAUUCUAUGGAUUACUUCAGCAUGUUCACAAAAUACCCAAUGUCGAUGUCUUAGUUGGUUAUACAGACAUUCACGGAGAUCUCCUACCAAUCAAUAAUGAUGACAACUACCACAAAGCAGUCUCUACUGCUAAUCCUUUGCUUCGGAUUUUUAUUCAGAGAAAAGAAGAUGCAGACUACAGUGCCUUUGGGACAGAUACCAUGACAAGGAAGAAAAAUGUCUUAUCAAAUGUGCUGCGUCCAGAUAACCAUAGGAAAAAGCCACACAUUGUUAUUAGCUUGCCACAAGACUUCAGACCAGUGUCUUCUAUUAUAGAUGUGGACAUACUUCCAGAAACUCAUCGGAGAGUGCGGCUUUAUAAAUACGGAACUGAGAAGCCUCUAGGAUUUUAUAUACGUGAUGGCUCUAGUGUCAGAGUUACACCGCAUGGGCUAGAAAAAGUUCCUGGUAUAUUCAUAUCCAGGCUAGUUCCUGGAGGCCUGGCUCAAAGUACAGGCUUGCUGGCUGUUAAUGAUGAAGUCUUAGAAGUGAAUGGUAUAGAAGUUUCAGGAAAAAGCCUUGAUCAAGUUACAGAUAUGAUGAUUGCAAACAGUCGUAAUUUGAUAAUUACAGUGAGACCAGCAAACCAGAGGAACAAUGUUGUCAGGAACAGCCGGACUUCUGGAAGCUCAGGACAGUCUACUGAUAACAGCCUUCCAAGUUACACUCCACAUAUUGUGCCACGCUAUCAACCUGAAGAAGAAGACAGCGAUGAAGAUGAUAUAAUCAUUGAAGAUAACGGCGAGCCACAGCAAAUUCCAAAGGCUGCUCCAUCCAGUGAAAGCCUGGAUUCACUGACACAAACUGAAACCCUUCAUGAAUCCAUGCAAAAUGGCUUCAUUUCUUCCAAGGAAGUAAACUUGUACUGUUCAACAAGCAGCAUUAACGUGGAAUUUAAAAUCCAGGAUUCUGAACAAAAGACCUUAGAAGAAGAUGGGACAAUCAUCACAUUGUGAAAGUACUUCAUUUAGUUUUUCAGAUUAAGAGGCCAAAAACGAUAUUUGGCUACACCUAUACAUUACAUACCUCUCAAUUACUAUAUUUCAGUGGCUUUUUAUAUUAGCAGAAAGGAGUUGUGAUUCACUUCAUUUGUUCCAUUUUGAUAUCUAGCUGAAUAAUAUUUUUGAAACAUGGGCUGGCUCUCUUACAUUUUCAAGACAGAACAUGAUCCCAUUACUCAAAAUCCCAUUGCUUAUUUAUGUACUUUUUUCAUUUACAAGAACCAGUUUUUGGUUCUUUUCUUGGGUCUAUCUGCAUAUUUUUAUUUCAUUAUACACAUCUUGAAGUCAAAUCCAGCCCAGAGAAUGCCUUAUUUCAGCCUAAAAUAUUAAUGAAACAAAGUCAUUCAACAUGAGAGAUAACCAUUUUAACCCAUGUCCCAAUAUGUAUUAAUUAAAAGGUUAUAAAUGAUUUAUAAUGGAUCAGUUUCAGUUUUCAUAAAUCUUAAUGCAACUAUUCAUACAACUAUACUUUGAAUUUACUAAUGUAAUGGUUAGUUGGGAGCUAUAACUAUUAUUUUCUUUUAAAAAUUAUGAGUCUUUGACUGUAUUGCGAUUUAUUCCUGGUGCUGGAGGAAUAAAUUUGCACUGGAUAAGGUAACUUAUUAAAAGCCAAUUAAAUUGUUUCUCUGGGUCUGUCAUAUAUAGUUAUGUACCCAUUCAGUGAGAAAUGGUGUGAUCAUAAAUGUUGCAAUGCAGUCCAGGCCCAUUAAAAGUAGUGGGAUUUUCUGUUGACUUCAGUGGUUGUUGCAGAAUGUGAUGUCAGGACCUGGCAUCCUUGGGCAACUGCAAGAGCCUUGACCAACCCAUUCCUUUUGUCCUGCUCCCUAUCCGUUUUCCUAGUUCAGUAUUCAGACUAAGGCUAGAUGGUUGGAUCUGUCUGUCCCUUUAAUUCCCCACUGUGACCUAACUUAGCAUAGUUUGGGUCAUUCAGUGGAAUUAAAAGAAUGCUCACUUCUGCUUGAAGCUGUACCAGUACAACCGGGUGAACCACCAAGGUUCCUUAACAGAAAAGCAAGGCCAUUAAAGAACAUUUUGCCCAGGGGCCACCAAGCCCAGAAGUUGACCCUGUGGGGUUUUACUGUAUCUAUAAUGUGAAUGUCUUUUGUGUGUUUUUAAUUCCAAAUGCAAGUCCUAAUGAUAGAUUUGGCAAUCAGGUAUGUUAUAUAUAGAGGGUUUUUUUUUUUUUUUAAA